AAGCUUCCAAGGUUGUUCACAUCGUUGUUGCCCAUUUUGUUUGUUUCGAUCCUUUGACCGCCCUGGAUAAUCAGCCGCGUGUACACUUUGCCGCUCUGACACCUCUGAUCAUCCGCGAAUCCCCCAUCUUUGAUCUUCAGCUCUUGUUUCCCCCAGUUUAUUUUUUGCUAGCCCACUAUGUCGCUGGGCGAGGAGCUCCGAUCGCGCAAUUUCAGCAUCUAUGGACAAUGGACGGGUGUGCUAUGUAUUAUCCUUUGCCUUGCGCUAGGAAUUGCGAACAUCUUUUCGUUCAAUGUGGUUCUGAUUAUCAUCAGUGUCAUCAGCAUUGCCUCGGCAUUCGUAAUCCUCUUCAUUGAAGUACCCUUCCUCCUCCGAAUUUGUCCCACAUCCCCGACAUUCGAUGCCUUUAUCCGCCGCUUUACAACCAACUGGAUGCGCGCCCUCAUUUACGCCGUCCUUGGUGGUAUCCAACUUAUCAGUCUUGCCGAACGUGCUUCUAGCUUGAUUGCUGGUGCCGUCUUCCUCUUCAUUACGGCUGUGUUUUAUUCGCUCGCGGCCCUGACGAAGCAAGAAUUUGUUGGUAGCAAAACGCUGGGCGGCCAGGGAGUUGCGCAGAUGAUUGUCUGA
Molecule: messenger RNA, 627 nt
Organism: Penicillium crustosum
Lineage: Eukaryota; Fungi; Ascomycota; Eurotiomycetes; Eurotiales; Aspergillaceae
Product: Tvp18 family protein
Exons: 4
Coding region: 178-627 (149 amino acids)
Biological process (GO): vesicle-mediated transport
Cellular component (GO): Golgi membrane
Source: RefSeq, a predicted model, not a curated record